Molecule: messenger RNA, 291 nt
Organism: Dichomitus squalens LYAD-421 SS1
Lineage: Eukaryota; Fungi; Basidiomycota; Agaricomycetes; Polyporales; Polyporaceae
Exons: 1
Source: RefSeq, a predicted model, not a curated record
AUCGUGUCCAUCCUCUACCCGGCCACGCUGCCCGGGACGUCGACGCCGAACAAGUUCGACCUGGAGUACUACGUCUCCAAACACAUCCCGCUCGUCAAGGCGCGGGGGGCGGCGCUCGGGCUGAAGAGCAUCGCGGUCGCGAGGCUGGACCCGAGCACGGGCUACGCGGUGGAGUGUGUGGCGGUGUGGGAGAACGCGGAGGCGUUCGGGGCAGUGACGAAGGAUGAGGAGAUCAUGGGGGACGUGAGGAACUUCAGCGAGGUGCCGCCGACGGCGCGGAUCGGGAAGGUG